AUGGCCUUAAGCAAAUCAGCCUUCAUUGCUUGCUCUUUAUUCCUUUCCCUACUUGUAAUCUUAACCUGGGAAAUUCAGUCCGCUGAUGCAAGGCGUUUGAUUGAUACUAGCGAGCUCCAAACUCUCCACACUGAUCAAUACAAAUCAGUGGUUCAUAACGAGACUGAAACUUCAAAAGCAGUGGUCGUAUCUCCCCCAACAUCAGUGACACCACCACAAAGUGAGGUUGCUGGUGCAGCACAGCCCCCUCCUCCCGCCCAUGGCAUAGUUGACUUCAGGCCCACAGCUCCAGAUGGAUUCUGCUCAAGUCCCCGUGUUGCAAUAGAUUUAGGAGAGGAUAUUUUAAAUUAUGCCAAUAUCCUCAAUGGAAGCUCAGGGCAUAAUGAUAAUAUGUUUUCAACGUUUGGUUAUCCUGCAUCUGGCGAUGCUAUUAGCUAUAGUCAGAACCCUAUUCAAAGUCAAGUUGCUGCUCAAAGUGAACCCAAAACCACAAAGAAAGCUAAAAGAGCCAAGAAUUUCUCCAUUCAAGAAGACAACCUUCUUGUGUCUGCCUGGCUCAAUACUACCCUUGAUCCAGCAAUAGGAAAUGAUCAAAAAGGUGCUGCUUAUUGGAAAAGAAUUUGGGACUAUUUCUAUGCUGAGAAGAACUUUGAACUAGAGUGUGAUCGUAAUCAGGGUUCUCUCAUGCAUCGCUGGUCUGGAAUUCAACUGGAUGUGAACAAAUUUUGUGGCUAUAUUGCUGAAAUUGAAAGGACAAGAGCAAGUGGUACAACUGAACAAGAUAGGAUUGUGGAAGCCAAACAAAAGUUUAGGAGGGAGCGAGGAUACAACUUUACAUAUGAGCAUUGUUGGCAUGUGUUGAAGUUCCACCCGAAAUGGAACUUGGAACUCUCUAGGAAAAAACCAAAGAAAACUCAUGCAACGGUUCCUACUACUUCGUCUCCUAUCACUCCAUCUGCUAGCCCAGAUACAAUAGAUUUAGCUGAUGGCAAUGUUGAAGGUAAUGAGUCUCCAUGCUUGGAGAGGCCUAUAGGCAAAAAGGCUGCCAAGACCUUGGCAAGGAAGGCAAAAGCUAAAGAGAAAGUGGAAGCAGCCCAAUCUGAAUUAGGAGACUAUUAUGCUCUGAAAGUUGAACAUGCUCAUAAGGAGGAUGAGCAAUUUCAACUGAUGUAUGAUGCAGAACAAGAGAACAUUAAGCUGAGGAAACAAGAACUUGAAAUUCAAGUUCGAAAAGAGGAUAAUGCAAUAAUGGCAAUUGAUACUUCUACAAUGGAACCAAUGCGGGCAGAAUAUUUUAGAGGACUUCAACAGGAAAUCAUAGCAAAAAGAGCUACUAAUGGAAACUAGUUUGGAGUUACCUGUGAUGUGCGAACUAGAUGUCAGUUCAUUUUUUGGUGCUAGUCUCUUUCUUUUCUCAUUUUUUGUUGCUUUGAAAGUUGUACGUUUUCAGCUACAUUGAGAGCUGAUGAUGUACUUCUAUCUAUUCUCUCUGUUCUGUUAAGGUCAGUGAUGAUUAUUAUCCAAAUUUUUCUUUUGAAUGAUGAAUUUGUUUAUUUGUUGUUAUAUAGUCGAUAAGGAGAUUCUGGUUCUGAUUGAAAGACAUAAGCUUUAUA
Messenger RNA from Rosa chinensis, 1613 nucleotides. RefSeq lists its product as uncharacterized. The coding region runs from base 1 to 1347 and encodes 448 amino acids. The record is from RefSeq and is a predicted model, not a curated record. The transcript has 3 exons. Lineage: Eukaryota; Viridiplantae; Streptophyta; Magnoliopsida; Rosales; Rosaceae.